Messenger RNA from Diospyros lotus (date-plum), 2568 nucleotides. Its product is annotated as CDPK-related kinase 5. The coding region runs from base 288 to 2090 and encodes 600 amino acids. Gene Ontology annotation, molecular function: ATP binding; calcium/calmodulin-dependent protein kinase activity; calmodulin binding. Gene Ontology annotation, biological process: intracellular signal transduction; protein autophosphorylation; peptidyl-serine phosphorylation. The transcript has 11 exons. Gene Ontology annotation, cellular component: nucleus; cytoplasm. Lineage: Eukaryota; Viridiplantae; Streptophyta; Magnoliopsida; Ericales; Ebenaceae. The record is from RefSeq and is a predicted model, not a curated record.
AUUAUUUAGCGUCGUUUCCCUUUUAUCAUCAUCUUCAGAUCCCUUCCUCUCUCUCUCUCUCUCUCUCUCUCUCUCUCCAAUUUACUUAAAAGCUCCAUUUUCGGAACCAGCGAACUAUAAAUCAAAGUGAAAAACCCUAGAAAGCGAGAAGAAUUUCAAAUCUGACCAAUCUGAAUGAGAGAUUCAAAUUCAGUAUCAGGUUUUCGCGUAAUGCUCCAGCACUGAGCUAGAGGAGGGGGGGGAUUUUGCAUAAAUUGAGUUUGGAGGGGCGAGCUCGCUGAUCCGGUAUGGGUAUUUGCACCUCCAAACCCUCGACGCAUACCAUUGUCUCCGGCAGUGAUCCUACUAUUCAGGACGGCAACGCCGUUCCUACUGUAGAUGAUGCGAAACCAGCUGAUAAUGCCGAGAGCCAGCAAAGGAAGAAGCAGGAGGAGGCCGAAGUAGGUAAGAAAUCCCCUUUCUUCCCGUUUUACAGCCCGAGUCCGGCGCACUACUUGUUCUCCAAGAAGUCUCCGGCGAGAUCUUCGGCCAAUUCGACGCCGAAGCGGUUCUUCAAGCGGCCAUUCCCGCCUCCGUCUCCGGCAAAGCACAUUAAGGCGGUCUUGGCUAGGAGACACGGGUCGGUAAAGCCGAACGAGGCGGCGAUACCCGAGGGAAAUGAGGCGGAGGGGGCUGUGGCUGGGCUCGACAAGAGUUUCGGGUUCUCGAAGCAUUUCGGGAACAAGUAUGAGCUUGGGGAGGAGGUGGGAAGGGGGCAUUUUGGGUAUACAUGCAAAGCCAAGUUCAAGAAAGGUGAACUUAAGGGACAAGAAGUUGCAGUCAAGGUCAUCCCAAAAGCGAAGAUGACGACUGCCAUAGCCAUUGAGGAUGUAAGAAGGGAGGUGAAAAUAUUGAGAGCUUUGACUGGGCAUAACAAUCUUGUCCAAUUUUAUGAUGCUUUUGAAGACCAUGAUAAUGUCUACAUAGUGAUGGAGUUGUGUGAAGGUGGAGAGCUUUUGGAUAAGAUACUGUUAAGGGGUGGCAAAUACACUGAAGAUGAUGCAAAAGCUGUCCUGAUUCAAAUACUGAAUGUUGUUUCUUUUUGCCAUCUCCAGGGUGUGGUUCACCGUGAUCUUAAGCCAGAGAAUUUCUUGUUUACAUCUAAGGAUGAUAACUCACAACUUAAGGCCAUAGAUUUUGGGUUGUCAGAUUUUGUGAAGCCAGAUGAAAGGCUCAAUGACAUAGUUGGUAGUGCAUACUAUGUGGCACCAGAAGUUUUGCAUAGGUCUUAUGGUACAGAGGCUGAUGUCUGGAGUAUAGGUGUUAUAGCUUAUAUUUUGUUGUGUGGAAGCCGUCCAUUUUGGGCUCGAACUGAAUCUGGGAUCUUUAGGGCUGUGCUAAAAGCUGAUCCAAGUUUUGAUGAACCUUGGCCUUCUAUAUCUUCUGAGGGAAAAGAAUUUGUCAAGCGCUUAUUGAACAAGGACCCUCGGAAAAGAUUGACAGCUGCACAAGCAUUGAGUCAUCCAUGGAUUAGAAAUAGCAAUGAUGUAAAAAUUUCCCUGGAUAUACUAAUAUUUAAACAAAUGAAGGUUUACAUGCGCUCAUCUGCUCUUCGGAAAGCUGCUCUGCGGGCCUUGGCAAAAACAUUGACAGUGGACGAGCUUUUUUAUUUGAAGGAACAGUUUGCAUUAUUGGAACCAAACAAAAAUGGCGCCAUAAGCUUAGACAAUAUCAAAAUGGCCUUGACAAAAAAUGCAACAGAUGCUAUGAAGGAAUCUCGUGUCCUUGAAUUUCUGGCAUCGCUUAAUGCACUCCAGUAUAGAAGAAUGGAUUUUGAGGAAUUCUGUGCAGCUGCACUAAGUGUCCAUCAGCUUGAGGCUCUUGACCGAUGGGAGCAACAUGCUCGCUGUGCUUAUGAACUUUUUGAGAAGGAUGGUAACCGGGCUAUUGUCAUUGAGGAACUGGCUUCGGAACUAGGUGUUAGCCCAUCUGUCCCAGUUCACGCCGUUCUUCAUGACUGGAUUAGGCACACUGAUGGGAAGCUGAGUUUCCUUGGCUUUGUCAAGUUGUUGCAUGGUGUGUCCAGUCGGACGCUCGCAAAAGCUCAAUAGCACCCCGAGACGCACAGCGCCCUCGACUAUUGGUUUCUCUGUGCCUUCUAGCCAAUAAAAGUGGGGAAGAAGCAGCAAUUAAAAGACAAUUAAUCCUUCUCUUUGCUGGAAACUCAGUGCUGUAACAGAGGCACAGAACUCCAUUUGGAGGCGCUACCACGGUAGCAGCAAGCUUAAAUAUAAUUCUUCUCCAUUUGAGAGGGAUGGUUCUUAUAGGAGUUGACUGUAGUGCCAUUUGAUUUGAUGAGCAACCAACGAAGCAUGGGAAUCCGUGUUUCACUCUUUGUAAAGUUGUAGUUAGAUUACGGGUCUCCAAUUGCAGGCAAAAGUAUUUCUCAGUUGGUUACAUAUACAUUCAUACAUAAUGUUCCUUAAUUUCUGACAUAUCGGACUGGCCUGUUGUGGUUCCGGAUUCCUCUGCUGUGCUGUCGUCAUAUCUUCUAGUUAAGGGAUUUCUGUUCCAACUUUGCUGCUUUUC